Molecule: messenger RNA, 2788 nt
Organism: Scleropages formosus (Asian bonytongue)
Lineage: Eukaryota; Metazoa; Chordata; Actinopteri; Osteoglossiformes; Osteoglossidae
Gene: cfap97
Product: cilia and flagella associated protein 97
Exons: 5
Coding region: 298-1590 (430 amino acids)
Biological process (GO): spermatogenesis
Source: RefSeq, a predicted model, not a curated record
CUCCAGCAGCGGCUCGCGAGCUCAGCGGGCUUCUCGCGCUCCGCCUGUCCGCCUGUUCUGUCUCUCCUGUCUCUCGUCGCUCUUCAAGUUGGCGCACCGCGACGUGAGGAGAAGCGCUUCCCGCACGGGCUCAUCAUGUUUUAAUUUAUUUUACUUUCAAUGAAAGUGCGGAGGCCACAUGGCGACUUUGUGGCUCGGAGCGGCUGACGUCGUGGGCGCUGCCCGAGUCCGAGCUCUGUAAAAUCGGCCGCCGUGACAGCUUUCUUGAGGCGCUGGGCAGUACUGUAAACGGGAGUCAUGUACAGCCCCAAGGAGCUCGAAGGAGAAGUGGACCAUUCCUUCUUUGACAGCGACCGCGAGGAAAGUGCAGACGCGAGUGACCACCAGAAUGUCCACACUGGAGACGACAGCCUUAAAGGAGGACCGUCUGAGGCUGAAGGGGGAGGUGAGAGGAAGGAGGAUUCAUCCCUGACAGAAGACCCAAAGAAGGGCUCGCAUGCAGCCUCCCUGCCGUCCUGCCCUCAACGAUCGGAGGAUGAUGGGAGCGAAUCGGAACAGGCCCCCGGCCACGGUGCCCUGCCCGCAGCUGAGUCUGGCUCCUCUUCAGAUGAGCAGGAGGAGGACAAUGAGGUGGAGGAGGACAGCUAUGACCUCAGUGAAGCCAAGGAAGAGAGUGAAGGAGAUUGGGAGGAGAAGCCAACCAGGUGUCCGGUGCCAGGCCGUUGCCUUACCAGAAGGUCCAGCGGGAAGUUCAGAAGCCACCGCUCACCAUCCUCAUCUGGCUCCGAGAGCUCCCACAGUGAAUCUGGGAGCCACGGCUCAGAACCGGUAUCCCCACGAAGGAAGCUAACGUUGAGCCGGUUCUCCUCAUCUCCUCGACACCAACCUAAGCUGGCCACCGCGACGCACAGAGAGAAGCAGUGUCCCUCGGGGGAGUCAGACGAUACGGUGACAGACGUGACCCCCUUGUCUACGCCGGACAGCAGCCCCGUCCAGUCUUUCGACAUGACCCCAGCUUUCAUGAGUUUGGAAAAGAAGAUGAGUGACCUCCACAUCGACCAUCCUGGCCAUCGGGUCCGGAAGAACUACUCCUUCAGCAAUGAGGAGGUGCGCCGCAUUGACCGGGAGAACCAGAGGCUUCUUCGCGAGCUGUCCCGCCCAGCGUCCAGGCCCAAAUCCAUGUCUGGGCGUGGCUCUGGGUCCGGGUCUGUGUGUAGCAGCAGCCUGAGGAAGCCUGGCAGUCCCCCAGUCCGCCUGUACCACAGUGCCCUCAACCGACAGCGGGAGCAGCAGAGGAUCGAGAGGGAAAACCUGGCUUUACUGAAGAGGCUGGAGUCCGUGAAACCCACAGCAGGCAUGAGGAGGACGGAGCAGCUGGCUGACUAUCAGCGUCAAGCAAGGUACCUGGGCGCCCCUCCUCCUCCUCCCACUGUGAUGGACAAACCACCCUUCAUCAGGAGCCCUGCAGUAGGGAGCAGCUCCAGCCGGUGCAAUGCUUCUGGCCUUCGUAAGGUCCGACCAGACUGUAGUGUGUCCCCCAGCACGCCCAAGUCCAGAAGGGGGACAGAACGCAGGGCAGCUUGGUCCUGAGAGCUGCUCCACUGAGUUCGCGUGUUUGGGUGUGCGAGUGUGUGUACAUGUCUGUGCUUUUAUGCUACGUGAAAAAGCCUGGCAAUCAGUGACCAAACCAGUGUGUCAAGUUCACAUGUCGUAAAUGACCUGCAUGGAAAAACCCUGCUCGGUCAUGCCGCGGUCUGUGGCGAAAAGUGAAGUCCAAGCUCUGGCUCAGGACUACAUUUCCCAUCAGUGCCGCCGUGCAGCGCAUUCUUUGUAGGUUGGUGAGUGUCAGGAGACAUUCUCCUCCCAUCAUCUUUAAUAGUAGCAGUGGAGCAGUGUUUGGACUCGGUCCUCCUAGGCUCCUGCAGAGGAUGGGUACUGGUCAUGUAAGACUUCAGUGUCCAAAGGAAAAACAAACAUUCCCACUCGAGUUCAGUCUGCUGUGGCUAUCAGUGAGCAGAGUACUCUCUGUGAGUCCGUUUGUGACUUUGCUGUAUUAGUGAGCUGGUGCAAAAGUGUCCGUGUUGCAAACUUGUGCACUACAAUGCUAAUUACUGUCCAAAGUACCGUGCCUGAAAAUUCAGUGAGUGCAGUGUGUCCAUCUGGAGCUAAUAGGACAUUGCAUUUUAGAUUGUGCCUUGUGUACCAUUAUAUUUUUCAAUAAAUAUGCUUUAUCUGGAUAUACAAAACAUGUUAUGCUUGAUUUUCUGAGCAACUUAGUAAGUGCACUGAGAUGUUAUAAUAGUGCAGGAUGUGACUGGACCCUAUGAGAUCACCAGGUAUAUGGAUAAUGCCCAUGUUCACCAAACAACGAGACCCUUGUGGUUUACUACCUGCUUCCCAGGUAGCAACCUUGCCCAUUAGUCCUUAACCUCAGGCUUUUGCCCAAUUUGCUGUCACCUCCUGAACAGAAACCUAUAGCACUACCCAGAGGUCAGGAGGACUAAGGACAGACGUAAACCACCUUCCUAGAGAGGCAAGUUGCCAUUACACUACCGCGCUGCUUCGGUGCUUGUGUGUUGAAGACAGCAAUUUCACAUUGUGAUGUAAAGUUUAGAGAAAUAGACAAACCGGCAGAGUUGAGGUAUUUUUUAUUUUAACUUAUUAAAUAUACGAGGUUGGCGACACCACAACAAAAAACCUACACUGUACAGGCACUGCGAUCGUAAAUGUUAUAUUGGACAGUUGUAUUGUUCUGUUGAAAUUUCAUCAAAACGUGCUUAGUUAUUGA